Daphnia pulex (common water flea) is the source of this 2761-nucleotide messenger RNA. RefSeq lists its product as uncharacterized. The transcript is spliced from 7 exons. NCBI's taxonomy places the organism in Eukaryota, Metazoa, Arthropoda, Branchiopoda, Diplostraca, Daphniidae. The coding region runs from base 1065 to 2339 and encodes 424 amino acids. The record is from RefSeq and is a predicted model, not a curated record.
GCCCAGAAAAAUUGGUGAAAUCCAAGUGGACGGACAUAUAAACUUUUCUUCUCGACGGCCCGGAAUUCUUCUAUUCGUUGUGACCCGGUGGGACGAAAUCGGACACUUUUAUUUUAUUUUAAUUCCGGAAUUCUAAAACUAAAUUGACACUCGGAUAUGUUGCGACAUUUAGUUUAAGUGACGGUGUGGCAUAUUUCAGUGUUGGCCCAGCAAUUGGCUGGAAGUAGUGAAUCUUCUCCUGCCCGUCGUCGCUGUGAAUUGUUUGUGUGUUUGUCUAUACUGCUGGGCGGAUGUCAUUUGCAUAUCGCACUUGGCCGGACAGAGAAUGAUGCCGUGCCGAAUCACUUGCGGCCGCCACUGCAGUUGAUUUUCCGUUUCAACAACAACAACAGACCAGAGAGAGACGGACCGAAACAUUUUCCAGCCCAGCAAAGCAUCAGAGCUUAUAGAGAAACUUUCCCGGCUGGUUGGUUUACGUCGUCAGCUGCUCUUCACACUCGACUAAACUUCGCUCUUCCAAAAGUGUCAUUUCCAUUUGGCCGAUCCCCUCCCCUUUGCUCUUGCCCGUCGUGUCCUACACUCCCGCAAAACACCCGCAACUUUUUCGUUCAAUUUUAUUACAUUUCCAUCACAACGUGGAAACCCGACCAGACUGUGUCAUAGAUAUCGGCUCUAUAAUAGAGAGAGAGAAAAAGAUAUUUUUCGAUGAGAGUGAAAGUGAACCGGGCCAGCUGGUGAGGUACGCAAAAGAGCAUUAGAGACCCCCCAGCAGCAGCAGCGCACGAGAUUCAAUUUCGUUUCUUCCUAUUUUCUUUUUUCCCAUAUCGAAGGAUUUUGAUCUUUUUUAUUUUUACAUUUUUUUUUUCGAUCGACUUUGUGCGACUUCAAUGGUCGGCCAACGAGUUCCGACAAUCACUUUGCCCGCAGCAUCGUCGUUCGGAUUCACAAAGUGCUGCUGCCGCUCCUCCUGGUGAAUAAUAUCUAACCGGAAUUUCGUCACAGUUUGUUCUGCUGCUGGUGGUGGCGGAUCGAAGAAAAUCAACUUUUGUUCGCUGGCUGGAAGGAUGUCGAUUUUCUACCUAUCGGUUUGGCAGCUUCUCUUUCACGGUUCGUUAGCGCUGCGGAUCAUUGGCGUCGUGGUGCCGUCGGAGGUGGUGGCCGGCCGGGACGCCCUUCUUCAGUGUCAUUACGAUCUGGAGGGCAGCUCCUUGUACGCCCUCAAAUGGUACAAAGGAUCGCACGAAUUCUAUCGGUUCAUCCUGAAAGAAGUGCCGCCCGUCCAGACUUUCCCCUGGUCCAGUAUCACCAUCCACCAUGAGGAAACUCGCAGCCGGUUGUUCGCAGCUCCGCUGGCCGGUAGGGUCCUGCUAAGGAACGUCACAGCGGCAGCCGAAGGCGUUUACAAAUGCGAAGUCUCAACGGAGGCUCCUUACUUCGACACGGAUUACGAGGAGGCUAAUCUCUCCGUCGUCGAAGUGACAAGCGAGAAUCCGAUUAUCAGCUGGUUGCAGGGCCGGCUCGAUUGGGAGUACGACGACGUCUUCCAUUUCAAGUGCUCCAUGAACGGCACCCGCCCGGCUAGUCAACUCUCCUGGCUCCUCAACGGCCAACCAGUUCCAUCAUCCAUGAUCGAACCCUACGAUCCAGUGCUCAUUAAAAGCGACUUGACAUCUUCGGCGUCGGUGGCGUCGGGUUAUUCCGGCCCGGCCCGGUUGCUGUACAGCGCCCAGCUGGGACUGCGCUUCAAGAUGCAGCCGCAUCUUUUCCUGUCGCCGACGGGCUCAUCCGAUCAGUUGGAGUUGACGUGCGUCAGCCGAGUGGGUGGACUCCGCAAGGGCGGCGAUGUCCUUGUCGAAGGCCGGGCCAAGUGGAUUAUUCGCCAUCCGGCCAAAGAUGACGACGACGGCCUCGGUGGUGGCAGUUCUUCCAGCAGCGGAAUUAGGCGGCAGGCCGCUCAAACUGUCGAUAACUGGGCCGGCAUCAGCAGCCGGGAUGACGACGUUGAUUACGACGAUGAUGUCGACGUCGAUCAAUUGGGCGGAGUCGGUGGAAGGAGGAGCAAAGAGAAAAUCCUACCAAAAGGAAAGGAAAACGACGACGUGGAAGAUGAUGAAGAUGAAGAUGCUCAAUCCAUUUCCGAUUCCGAGAACCCGUCCCGUCGGACUCAGCCCGUCGUCGGAUCGCAUCCAGGUCGAGUCAAUAACAAAAGCAGUGCCAUCAACAGUAGUAACAAGACGACUGGAGGGCCGGCAGCACUCGUCGGACUCCAGCACGUCUUCCUUCUCUCGGCCGGCAGUUUGACGAUCCUCAUUUUACGCUCCGUUGCCGUCGGCUUUUGAUGUUUUCCUUUACCCUAUUCCUUUUCCCACCCACCCACUACCGUUUGAUAAUAUCUCUCAUCUUUUUGCGGUUUUGAUUUACCCCCCCCCCCCCCUCGAUUUUUGUAACGUAUACAUAUAACAAUACAAUCUAUAUAUAUAUAUCUAUAUAUAAUGAGAUAUCAAUCUCUCUGUCGUCUACUCGUUUGUGUGUCGAGAUAACAAAAAACAGCCAUACAUAUUACAUAUACCUAUUGCGCCAUAUGCAACGUGAUUGGAUUUUUCUUUGAUAUGUUUGUGAUGCGGUUACCCCGCCCCGGGGGACAAAUGAAAAGAAAGCGCCGAAAGAAAGGAAAUCAAUGAAACGAUAUACUAUUAUUACAAUUAAAAAGAUAAAAGAAUAAAAAAGAAAACAUUGAACAAAUACAUGUCAAUUUAUUUGC